This is a messenger RNA of Purpureocillium lilacinum, 1293 nucleotides long. Its product is annotated as ornithine decarboxylase. NCBI's taxonomy places the organism in Eukaryota, Fungi, Ascomycota, Sordariomycetes, Hypocreales, Ophiocordycipitaceae. The record is from RefSeq and is a predicted model, not a curated record. Gene Ontology annotation, cellular component: cytoplasm. Gene Ontology annotation, molecular function: ornithine decarboxylase activity.
AUGUUAAUGAAGAAGCCGCUCGUCACCGAAACGCUUCUUCAAGACAAUGCCGUGGUUGAUCCCAAGCAACUGAUUGGCGAAGCCCUUCACCAGCGCGUCCAGCAAGUCGACCAUGAGCUGUGCGAGCCUGGCGAUGAGGACACCUUCUUCGUCGCGGACCUUGGCGAGGUCUACAAGCAGCAUCUGCGCUGGAAGAAGGCCCUGCCCCGCAUCAAGCCCUUUUAUGCUGUCAAGUGCAACCCUGACCCCCAGGUUCUGCGACUCCUGGCCGCGCUGGGCACCGGCUUUGACUGCGCCUCCAAGACCGAGAUCGAGCAGGUUCUUGCCAUGGGCGCAUCGCCCGAGCGCAUCAUCUACGCUCAGCCCUGCAAGACCAACUCGUACGUCCGCUACGUCAAGUCUGUGGGCGUCAAGCAGAUGACCUUUGACAAUGCCGACGAGCUCUACAAGAUCGCCAAGCUCUUCCCGGGCGCCGAGCUCUUCUUGCGCAUCAUGACUGAUGACACAUCGAGCCUGUGCCGCCUCAGCAUGAAGUUUGGUGCCGCCAUGGACACCACCGAGAGCCUCCUGGCUUUGGCCAAGAGCCUCGGCCUCAACGUCGUCGGCGUCAGCUUCCACGUCGGGUCCGGUGCCUCGGACCCCAUGGCCUUUUACAAGGCGGUCCGCGACGCGCACACCGUGUUCCAGCAGGGUCGCGAGCUUGGCUUCGCCAUGCGCACCCUCGACGUUGGCGGCGGCUUCUGCGGCGACACCUUUGAGCAGAUGGCGGGCGUCUUGGACAGCGCCCUCGACGAGUUCUUCCCUGCGGGUUGCAACGUCGACAUCAUCGCCGAGCCCGGCCGCUACUUUGUCUCUGCCGCCUUCACCAUUGCCUGCAACAUCAUUGCGCGCCGCACCGUCGAGGACCCGACGCUGGACGGCAAGGGCUACAUGGUGUACGUCAACGACGGCGUCUACGGCAACUUCUCGAGCAUCAUGUUCGACCACCAGCACCCCGUGGGCAAGAUCCUCCGCCGCGACGGCAUGACGCUGUACAACACGCUGGAGGCCGAGCCGUGCGGCGCGGGCGAGGGCGUCGAGUACUCGGUCUGGGGCCCGACGUGCGACGGCAUUGACCGCAUCAGCGAGAGCACCCGCUUCCACUCCAUCCUCGACGUCGGCGACUGGCUGUACUUUGAGGACAUGGGCGCCUACACCAAGUGCUCUGCCACGCAGUUCAACGGCUUCCCCAACGCUCACGACGUCAUCUACGUCUGCAGCGAGCCCGGCGCCAAGGCUCUCCUGGGCCUCUGA